UAUGGCUUCCAUUGACGAUCUUGUACUUGGAAUCGACCUUGGAACAACGUCUUURAAAGUCACUCUCCUUGAUCCAACUACCAAAACUACUAUACUAUCCAACAAGGCAGAUACGAACGCYAAAGUUCCUUCAGAUACAGACAUUAGUGAGCAAAAUGUACGAAUUAUAUUUGAUGUCCUCAAAAGUACUUUGUCAACUAUUCCCAAAGAAUUUCUUUCCCGCRUUARGAAAAUCGGUAUAAGUGGACAAAUGCAUKGUUGUUUGUUUUGGAAUAGCAAUAGCAAGUGUGCUGAUUGUGCAGAUGUUUUAAAAUGCUGCAGCAAUUGUACAUCYAAUCUUGUAACAUGGGAAGAUGGAAGAUGCAGUAAAGAUUUUCUAAACUCAUUACCAAAGGCUUCCGAAAACUGUCUGCCUCUCUCCACUGGCUUUGGAUGUGCUACUAUUUUCUGGCUCAYUAAGAACAAUCAUGAUUUUUUACAACAAUACAAUUGUGCUGGUACAGUGCAGGAUUUCCUUGUAGCAAAACURUGUGGUUUGAGCAAACCUGUGAUGUCAUUGCACAAUGCUGUCAGCUGGGGAUACUGUGACGUCAUGACGUGUAUGUGGGAAAAGCAAGUUUUACAGUCUGGAGGGUUUCCUGUUCAUCUUCUACCUGAUGUUUAUGGAGCUGGUACGUUCAUUGGUGGAUUAAACACAGACURCUAUGGUAUAGAACAAGGAACRAAAGUUGGACUUGCAUUUGGUGACUUACAAUGCUCUGUACUUGCAAGUACUGAUGACAAGAGUAAUGCAGUUUUGAACAUAGGGACGUCAUCUCAGAUUGCUAUAGUGAUAUCUGGUGAUAAGGUACSUGAAUUCAGCAAAGAUUCCUCUCCUUCAACAGUGCAAAUUUGGCCAUACUUCAAUGAUGAAUUUGUAGCAGUUGCAGCAUCAUUAACAGGUGGAAAUGUCUUAAGUACUUUUGUAAAUAUGCUGGAAGGCUGGAUGAAAGAAUUGGAAAUCACCAGUCCAAGCAAAGAAGAACUUUACAGCAAACUUAUGVAGUGUGCUUCAUCAAAAGAAGCUACCUCUUUGGAAGUAAGACCAACUCUCUGGGGAGAACGCCAUGACACAAAAUUAACAGGUCAAGUGUCUAACAUAAGGGACAGUAAUAUAUCUCUUAGUGACGUAACAAUAUCUCUGUGUCAAGGAAUUAUUCGAAAUCUCAGUUCUUUGAUGCCUAAACAUAGGUUGAUAUCUUGUGGUGUACAGAGAAUCAUAGGCACUGGUAGYGCAGUCACACAAAAUUUAAUUCUACAAAAAGAAACUGAAAAAACUUGGGGUUUGCCACUUGUUAUAAAGGAUUUGUCAGAUGCAUCUUUGGGUGCAGCUUUAGCAGUUGCGUAGAUAGUCAUCAAUGGACACCUUGUCUUGUCAUGUUAAAUUAUUAAAUGGGAGGCUUUUCAGUUCAAUUACUGAUGUCGGGGGUUAGUACUGUAAAUAAAAGAAACAAGACUGCAUACAAUUACAACCAACGAUUUUGUCGUUUGUCUA
Messenger RNA from Exaiptasia diaphana, 1534 nucleotides. Its product is annotated as sedoheptulokinase. Gene Ontology annotation, biological process: carbohydrate metabolic process. The record is from RefSeq and is a predicted model, not a curated record. The transcript has 4 exons. Gene Ontology annotation, cellular component: cytosol. Lineage: Eukaryota; Metazoa; Cnidaria; Anthozoa; Actiniaria; Aiptasiidae. The coding region runs from base 2 to 1387 and encodes 461 amino acids. Gene Ontology annotation, molecular function: sedoheptulokinase activity.